Molecule: messenger RNA, 2103 nt
Organism: Candida albicans SC5314
Lineage: Eukaryota; Fungi; Ascomycota; Pichiomycetes; Serinales; Debaryomycetaceae
Exons: 1
Coding region: 1-2103 (700 amino acids)
Biological process (GO): regulation of glycogen biosynthetic process
Cellular component (GO): protein phosphatase type 1 complex
Molecular function (GO): glycogen binding; protein phosphatase 1 binding
Source: RefSeq, a predicted model, not a curated record
AUGGAAACCAUAGAAAAUUCCCACAAUGUAUCUGUAUCUACUGAAAUACCACUAUCUAUGCGAUUCUUGCAUAAACCUAGACGCUCAGAGGAAUUGUAUAUCAAAUCCAACGAUCAAACCCAGGCUAACAGCAAAUUAAAUGCUCAACCCAUUCGCAUAGACGAUUCAUCUGAUCCAUCACCUACAAGUUUGGAUUAUUUUAAUUUAGAUGGUGGUAUUAGUAAUACUAAAAAUGAUACUCCGCCAGUUUUUUCACCUGAGGAAAUGUCGGACUACAAAUUGGUUCGCAAAAAAUCAGGUGAACUUGUCAAACCAUCUUUGAAAAGUCCCCUUUAUUAUCACAAAAAGCGAUCACUAUCAUUACCAUCCACUCCAACCUAUAAACAAGUACAUUUUGGUGGCUCCACUGAUGUGCGUUAUUUCCAUAAAAAGGAUAGGCCGGCAGCAAUUUCGGCUUCAAAUUCACCCAAACUAAGCCCAGCCGAUGAUGAUGAUGGCUACGAUUAUUCUGACGACGAUGAUGGCUAUGAUAACGACUCUUGUGAUUCUGACCCUGAAAGUAUCGAUCUCAACAAUAAAAUUUUUGGAUUCGAUGAAGGGCAACGUCAACGACAACGACAACAAGGUCUUCAUUCGAAAACCGACACAAAAUACCCUAAGAAAUUGGAAGGGUUGAUUGAUUGGCAAUUAAGACUCACCAAUUUCCCACCCUUAUCGUAUUUGAAAAAAAUUGAAACAGGAGUUCCAGUCUUUUUAGAAAAAAUAUUCAUAUCUGGUGAUAGAAAAUACUUAUUGGGUCAUGUUGCUGUUCGAAAUCUUGCUUUUGAAAAACAUAUAACCAUUCGUUACUCAUUGGAUAAUUGGAUGACUGUGAUUGAGCUUCCUACUAAUUAUAUCGAAGAGAGACCAGAAGUUUUGAAAUUAAAUGAUUACGAUCGAUUUGGAUUUAAGAUUCCUUUGAAUAGCUUGUUUCAUAGUUUAAAGUUUUCCACAAAUUCGUCGACAGAUUCUUUGGAUGCCAGUAGCAAUGAGGAUGACGGCACUAGUACCCAUGAACGAACAUAUCAAUUGUGUAUAAAAUACGAAACUAACAAUCAAGAGUUUUGGGAUAAUAAUGCAUCCAAGAAUUAUGAAGUUAAAUUGGUUAGGUCAUUCAAACAAAUGCCUGAUGUCACGAAACCAUUUAUAAGAAAGAAUAUUGGUGUUGUUGGUACUAAGAUUCAAGACCAUGCUAGAAAACCAAGAUAUUCAAACUCCUAUCUUAAACGAGUUGCAUCUGACUCGGCAAUAGCUACUACCAUGAAUUCAAAAUCUACUGCUGAACCAACUGCAACUGAACCUGCCACUUCUGGUUUAGAUUCACCUUCAGAAUCAUCAAUUGCGGAUUCCAAUAGUGGACUGAGUAAUUUUUCCGAAAUUAGUGAUUUUGUCAAAAAUAAUUAUUAUUUAUCGUCGCCUUUAUUGUCAUCGUUACACAAAUCCCCUGAUUUAUCAGAAGAUUAUUUUGGUCAAAAUUCAAUCAAAUCACCAGCAUUGAAUCCAGAAAAUACAAAUUCAGCAAAAUACAAGACCAAGUUCAAACCUCAUUUAUCGAAAUUGGAUACUACGGAUUUUAAUAGAAAUUUCGUCGAUGAAGGUUUAAAACUGGAUCAUGAUUAUAAACAACUGCAAAACGAAGAAGAAAACCAAGGAUUAGGAAUCAAAUCCAAACAAGUUAAUGGUAAAAGUGAUUUACAUACUGUUGAUUCAAACAAAAAACAAGAGAGUACUGCUGCAAAGAAAAAGAGUUCCUUGGGGCCCUCAUUUUCUGGGUUAUCUGCUGCCAAUAGGACCAAAUUUCUCAAUUCUAAAAGUUAUAAGGAAUUAUUGGAAAACUAUUGCUUUUUUUCCUCAAACACUGCUAGUGGUGUUGAUACUGCUAGUAUAGGCUCUAAUGGUCAACCAAGGGUCAACAAUAAUAAUGGUGGCAGUAGAAAUAGCAGCAGUAGUAGCAAUAGUAGUUCAGAAAGCAACAAUGGUAAUAGUAGUAGUACUAGUGGUGAUGAAAAUAGUAAAAUUGCAAGAGAGAAUUCAUUCACGAUUUCAUCGUUUUUGGGAACAUGA